ACUGUAAGCGCUGUCUUUUGACCUCACGUCUCGUUUUGAGGGGAGCUAUAGCAGCAAGGCUCAGUGAGCGGGACCAUCAAACUCAUAACCCCCAACCAACGUCCAUCAACUCCGUGUCUUCCGUAACGUCCUCAUUGACAACGAGUCUAUUUCAACGUCGCAUUUCAGCACCUUAUACACCUCAUGGCGACCCGACGCAUCGUGGCCUCGGAGAAGACCAUCCUCGAGAAGGAUGAUGUGGUUGGUUCGAGUCCCGCUGCUGGCGACAAGUCCAACAUCACUCCAGCUGUACCAAUGGACGUCAUCUUGAAGCUUCUUGGAUUCACGCUGGCCAUGAUUGUAUUGCCCAUCGGCACCUACUUUGCCACGGUCGACUUCCUUUUCAAGGGCAAUUCGACAUUUGCUGGCGCUCUUGCUGCUGUAAUGGCCAACGUGGUAUUGAUCAGUUAUGUUAUCGUUGCCAUGAAGGAGGAUCAGAGCGACCAGCUGGAAGCGAAGAAGCAAGGAAAGAAAGACCGUUAAGAGUUGGGAUGGGCAGUUAAUCGAUACCUUGGUGCCUGUGAUGGCAGCCUGGAAUGCAUUUCACAGUUUCCGUAGGAAUGAAAGUCGUGUCAUACAUCCCUCUCAUCAGAUGUGUUACGCCGUUGAUGGCAACUUUAUCUGUAUUCAGAUUGUAUUUCAUUGACUUGGUCUUUUUCUAAGACCUGACUUAUAUGGAAGCCACGUCAGCAUUAUAACGAAGCCCUAUUAAAAUUUCCAACGCCUGAACCGCCAAGUCAUCCCCAAGCAUUGUGAAACAUUGUCAAGUCACCAUCAAGCCUCUAUGGCUGCCGCCUUU
This is a messenger RNA of Colletotrichum acutatum, 838 nucleotides long. Its product is annotated as vacuolar ATPase assembly integral membrane protein VMA21. The record is from RefSeq and is a predicted model, not a curated record. Gene Ontology annotation, cellular component: endoplasmic reticulum membrane. The transcript is spliced from 3 exons. The coding region runs from base 184 to 522 and encodes 112 amino acids. NCBI's taxonomy places the organism in Eukaryota, Fungi, Ascomycota, Sordariomycetes, Glomerellales, Glomerellaceae. Gene Ontology annotation, biological process: vacuolar proton-transporting V-type ATPase complex assembly.